Acomys russatus (golden spiny mouse) is the source of this 1448-nucleotide messenger RNA. RefSeq names its product coiled-coil domain containing 121 (gene Ccdc121). The record is from RefSeq and is a predicted model, not a curated record. Lineage: Eukaryota; Metazoa; Chordata; Mammalia; Rodentia; Muridae. Bases 1 to 1317 code for a protein of 438 amino acids. The transcript has 3 exons.
AUGUCUGUCCAUUUCAUCUUCAAGACAAUGCACAACAUAGACAGUUGCCCAAACUGCAUUGGGGGGGCAAGGCCCUACUCCUCAGUCAUAAGAGAGGAGAUGGAGUCCCAAGAGCAGGGUAACUGCAUCUUAAAAGACAGAAGACCCAGGUCUGGGGACAAAUCCAGUCAAUUUUCAAGGACUGAUUUGGUAGUUGAAACUAAGGACUCAAGUGAUGACAGCUCUAGCUGUACAAAGUCUCACAGUGUUGAACCCAAAACAAGGGCGCCUCGUGAAAAUUGUGUUUCCCAAAGGCAGACACCUGGUACCAGUUCUUUGGCAAAGACCCUCAGUGAGCCCAAAAUUCACCCUAAUAAACACCUGAAUUCUGAAACCAGGCUUGCCAAGAGUCCCAAAGGUUUUCCCCAACCAUCAAAGUAUCUUACUACGCUAACUGAAAUUUUCAAGCCGGAGAGGCUAACAAAAUUGGAGAAUAAGGUCAUAAGAAGGACAACUGAGGCACUGGAGAAGCUGAGCCAGAAUAUAGAGGAGGCGCGGCUCCAGGAGGAGCACCUGCUGCACGACCACAGGCUGCUACAGCAGGAGCUUCUCUAUCUGGAGACUGAGAAUAGCCGCUUCCUGAGAUUCCUAAGGAAACAAAAUGACCUGUGUAAAAAGAAGCACGAGGCCCUGUGGGAUGAGUAUUUCCAGAAGUGCGAGAAGAUACGUCACAGGAAACGAGAACUGGCAUCGAGGCUCGCCCAGCAGAAGGCAGACCUUCAAGCCCAGCUCUUUCAGGGGAUGAUCAGGCAGUACCAGCUGAGGCAGCAGGUCCAGUCGAUGGAGCACAUCUCUGUGGUGAGGAAAAAGCAGGAGACGAGGAUGCAGACAUUACAGCAGGAGCUGGAGACCAUUAAAGCUGAGACAGCCAAGAAGGACUACCAGGCACACGUGCAGUUCCUGCAAGGGAAGACACAGCUAGUCAGACAGCUGCAGGAGCUAACCCUGCUGCAGGCGGCGGGAGACUCUAGCACCAGGGAGGUUAAGUACAAGGUCCAGGCCUUGGAGUCCACAGCCAAGAAGGUGAAUUCAGAAUUUUGUGAUAGUGUCAGCAGAGAGGACCAGGAGUUACAGGAGGAACUGGUGACGCUGGUCCAGGAAUACCACAAGUUAGAGUCUGCAAAGCGGCAGCUAGAGAAAAGGAAGGAGCAUCUGAGGGAGGAACGGUGGUACCAAGACGCCUUAGCCAGGGGGAGAGGACACCUUCUGGCAAACAGUGGGAGGAGUCAGGAUUGCAACCCUUGCCCCAAAGGAAAGCGUGUCCCAAGGCUACCCUGAACCAUCCUUCAUGCAUCAAACCCAGAAUAAAGCCAAUGUAAUUUAUUUAUUAGCCAGAGAAAUAAGAAUCAGAACUACUAGGCCCCUACACUGUCUUGCUCUACCAGGGAGGCUCUUGAAUGCCGGUGACA